CUAAUGUUUAAUGAAGCAUUCUUUCAUUUUUUCCAUUUUAACAAGGAGACGUGAGCUUUAGUUGGCAGGUUGUGUGGGUUCUGUGAAAUAAGGUGACAGGGACGAUUUGCUGGAUGUUUUCAGCUGAAUGUUGGCUAUGUCUCUGAGCUCUCCUCUUCCGAUUCUCUCCGUCCACCCCUCUCGGGCUCUGGUGGAUGAGAAGUUUGAGGUUAUUGUGGAGAAUCUCUCUCCAGGAUGUCCGGUCACCAUCCGCUCGUUGCACCACUCAGAGGAUGGAGAUGACUGGGAGGCCUAUGGGCUCUAUGUCAGCGAUCACACUGGGAGGGUUUCAGUUUCACAGGAUAUGAGUUUUGGAGGAACAUACUCUGGGAGAGAGUCCAUGGGUUUGAUAUGGAGCAUGCGUCCUGUCCCAGGCAGCCGCACCGGACUCAGGUUGAGAAAGAAGGACAUCACCACCCCCAUGCUGGUCAGCAUCUCCUUGUACAGUGGACACGAGGACUUCAGGGACAAGAGCCCUUUGGCCUCGAUGGUCACAGAGAGGUGGUACAUGGGUCCAGGCAUGCAAAGGAUCAAAAUCACUGAGGGAGGAUUACGAGGGAGUCUGUUUAUACCCCCAGGUCCAGGACCAUACCCUGGGAUGCUGGACCUGUGGGGAGCUGGAGGAGGGCUGGUGGAGUAUCGCUCCGCCCUGCUGGCAUCUCAUGGUUAUGUUUGCCUGGCUCUGGAGUACUUCAAAAUGGGUCAUAUGAAGUCAACAGAUAUGAGUUUCGAUUACUUUGUGAAAGCCUAUCAUGUCCUGAAGGGUCAUCCUCAAGUCAUCCCAGACAAAGUUGGGAUAAUUGGUAUGUGCCUUGGCACCGUUGUGACCCUAAACUUGGUGGCUGAAAACACAGAGAUCAAGCCUUCUUGUGUUGUUUGCAUCAGCAAUGUCAUCAGUAAAUCUCCGGGAAAUUCCCUCAGUGGGUUUCAGCAAAGCAUUCCCAGUGAGUUCAACAAGAUACGUCUGGAUGAAAACAACUAUCAGAUCUGGAAGGAUGUGGGGCUGGCGGUUCUGAAAGAGCCCUCGAUGAAAGUUAACGUGGCCAAAAUAAACUGUCCCCUUUUGCUGGUCAACGGAUGUGAUGAUCAGAACUGGUGUGCAGUGGAGACAGCUGAUGAUAUAUCCAACACAAUGAAUGCAGCUGGAAAGGGACAUCUGGUGACCCGACUGGACUAUGCUGACACCGGACAUCUGAUCGAGCCGCCGUUCUUGCCUCAUUGCGCAGCUGGAAACGUCAUACUUCACAGCUCAAAUGAAAAAGUGAUCCAGGCUUAUGGAGGAAAAACCAAACCUCACUCUCACGCUCAGGAAGACUCCUGGACGAAGAUCCUCAGUUUCCUGCAACACCAUCUUUACUGCAGGCCCACAGCCAAGUUGUGAUGAUCCCCAGGCCAACAUCAUGGUGUCAGAUUCUGUACGCAUGGAUGCUUUUUACCAUUUCAAUCCACAGAGCAGUUCUAACACACAAUUAUUUGUGAGAGAUUUAUGUCAGUGUUUUAAGGGUUUCUUUUGGUCAAAAUAAACUUUUUCAGACUCAAA
Girardinichthys multiradiatus is the source of this 1579-nucleotide messenger RNA. RefSeq names its product acyl-coenzyme A thioesterase 1-like. The coding region runs from base 128 to 1420 and encodes 430 amino acids. Gene Ontology annotation, biological process: acyl-CoA metabolic process; fatty acid metabolic process. Gene Ontology annotation, molecular function: fatty acyl-CoA hydrolase activity. The record is from RefSeq and is a predicted model, not a curated record. The transcript has 11 exons. NCBI's taxonomy places the organism in Eukaryota, Metazoa, Chordata, Actinopteri, Cyprinodontiformes, Goodeidae.